Molecule: messenger RNA, 391 nt
Organism: Phoenix dactylifera (date palm)
Lineage: Eukaryota; Viridiplantae; Streptophyta; Magnoliopsida; Arecales; Arecaceae
Source: RefSeq, a predicted model, not a curated record
AUGGCUUUUGUACUACAUGACUUAGAAAUCAUUUGCAUGGAGCUUGAAGGCCUUGCUAUCUCAUGGCCAGCACCGGUGGAGGAGAAAUCUGGGAACGUGCGGUCCUUCGUAGGGAACGCCAUGGGGGGGCUGCGAGGGGGAAGCAACCUGGCCUCGUGGGCGGUAGCGGGGACACUCGCCUACUUCCUCUGGAUCAAACCCGCAAGCGAGCCCAAGAAGGAGCUGUAGGAGAGGGCAGCUUUGCCUGCAGCCUCAGAUCAUUAUCGUUAUGUUGAAAAAAGAAAGCCUAUUCCUGAUCUUCAGGCAAUAUUUUUUGAUCCUUCAAAAUGAGAACAAGUUAUUGUAAAGUAGGAUUAUAAUAGUAAUUUUUCUGGGAGGCUAAUUUUAUGGA